Messenger RNA from Cavia porcellus (domestic guinea pig), 2541 nucleotides. RefSeq names its product chromosome unknown C2orf72 homolog (gene CUNH2orf72). The coding region runs from base 46 to 867 and encodes 273 amino acids. The transcript has 3 exons. The record is from RefSeq and is a predicted model, not a curated record. NCBI's taxonomy places the organism in Eukaryota, Metazoa, Chordata, Mammalia, Rodentia, Caviidae.
CCACCCCCGGGCAGGCAGGGCAGCGCGGCGGGGCGAGCGGCGAGCAUGCAGCGCCAGCCGGAGCCCGCGGGCCCGGCCGAGCCGCGCUUCCGGGCGCUGGUGGAGGCGGCGGGCGGCCGCGGGCAGGUGCUGCUGGUGGGCGAGCUGUGGGAGCGAGAGCCGAGCCGCGCGCUGCUGCGGGACUUCGCGCGCGCCGUGUUCCCGCCCGACACCGCCGCGGGGAAGCCGGGGGCCGGGGCUGCCGCGGGCGCAGGGCCCGGGGCGCGGGGCACGGGGCGCGACAUCCGCGCGCCGCUGGUCUUCGUGCUGUGCCGCGCCGCGUCCCUGGCCGCGCGCGAGCCGCGGCGCCGCCUGCGGGAGAUGCUGCGCGACGUGCGCGGGCGGCUGCGGGCCGGCGCGGCACUGGUCGGGGUGCUGGUGGCCGAGGCGGGUCCGGAGGACGCUGCGGCGCCCGGGCUGCGGCUGCUGGAGGCGCUGCUGCGCACAGUGUUCGGCCGCCGCGCGGGGGCUGAGGUGCAGGCGGCCACCUACUGCCCCGGCCGCCCGGCCUCCUGCCUGGCCGUCCAGGCUGCCGCCUGCAGGGCCCUGCAAGCCGCGGGACACGGGCGACCAGCAGAAGGAGCCUGGGAGAGACAGCAGCUCCCAGGGCUGCUGAGCUGCUUUGCCUGGGGUCCCUGGGGCCACAGGAAGGAGCGAGAUGCCACCUUCUCCAGAGGGUCAUCUCAGGAGACACCACAGGACUCCGAGGAUGAGCUGGCCCUGACUGCCAUCUUCCCUAAUGGAGACUGCGAAGACUGUAACAUUGGGUUCAGAGCUCAGGACAGGGCUGCCCGCCUGUCUCCUGAGCUCCCUGGACACUCGAGAUGAAGCUGGACCUGGGGCUGUCGCUGCUCUGUCCUACAGACUGGGCGUCAUCUCUGUGUUGAUCUCGCCUGGUAGCAACUACGAAGACCCAUCCACUAGGGGGCUGCCACAGUCCUAGUUGCCCGUGGGACCACAGGACUUGCCAGGACCAGCAGGACCUGGGAAAACCUCUGCGGGCCCUGCUCCUCACUUAGUAACUGCCCCCUUGUCACUAUGGAUAAUGAAGUCAUUUGGUCUCUCUGUGCCUCAGUUUCUCUAAGCUGUUGAGCUGUGGCAUCUUAGGGUAUAGGGGCACAUGCACAAGAGUACGAACUGGCAAGAACUCUGGACCCUACCCCUGGGGAGUGACCCUGGCAUGGUCUUUGGAGCUUGUUUCCCAGUGCCCGAGGUGCAGUGCCAGCCAGUAGCUUUCCCCCAGAGGCCAGACCGCCCCUCUGGGCAGCAUUGGAAACUUGUGUCUCAGUGUGGCUUAUCGGGCAUCAGUGUGACUGUGGGGCAUCUGUGGCAUUUAGUGGGCAUCUCACAACGUGCAGGACAUACUCUCAGACAGCAAAGACUUAGUUCCGUCAAAAUUCCAGUUGCGCAACCUGUGAGAAACUGCGGAGGAACCGAUUACCUUGUGUGAAAGUCUAGGAAGCCGCCCCCAGAAAGCUUCAGGCUUCCUGGGACAUUGGCUCCCAGAAGAGGCUGGAAGAAAGCAUGCACUGUGGUGCGGUGGGGGGCAGCUUGGGCCACAGCCCAGAUGCCCAUGUGUUGCAGGACAGCAGAAAUAGCAACUCCUGCCUGCAAGAAGAAAGCGCCCCUCUCUCUCAUGCUGACUCAGGGUGUGCCAGGCCCUUUGAGAUGCUGGGAGCUGCACCAGCUGCAAGUGAAGCUCGGGGCCUGGGAUUCAAGCCGGGGACUGCUCUAGGAGUCAGGUCUGAACCCAGGGUCGGAGCAGAUGCAGUCCAGUGGGGCUGGAUCCUGUUGCCUAUGAGUUUGAGUUAGAUGGGGGACUGUGUUCCUUGCAGAGCUGGCAGGGCUAUUUUGCACUCACAGGGGCUGUCGCCUCUGCAUCUCUUGUGCACCCUGCUUACCCUGGAGAAGGCCAUCCGGGGACAGCACGGGCAGCUCUGAAUUUCCCCCAGCAUGAACCAUGCUCAGGAGCAGUAGCUAAACGCAUGCAGUCCUGCGCUCCGCACUCUGCGCAUGCUGGCCACGCCCAGUACCACGCCCUCUGUGAUGCGGCCACUGGGAGAACAGGAAACCUCAGCCACCCAAGGGGCUCUGAGAUUCUAAAGAAGGCCCCUCCCUGCUCGGUGCCUCAGUUUGUCCUCUGUACCAGAGCGCCCAGUCCUGUCCCUCUGUGGUGCCACGGAAGGAGUGCGAAGGUGACCAAGCAACGUCUUCCUUUGGGUUAGAUCCAAACAGUGCGGAGCCAUCGGAGCCAUCGCCCCGGUAGCGGGACCCAGUUGGCUUUCUUCACGCAAAGAUGAACUCAAGGAAUUCCGACUCACAAAGUUUACUGAUUUUGUUUUUAAGUGGGGAGACUUCGUAUCGUGGAAGCUGCUAUCUUUUUUUCUAUUUCUCUGUCGAUUUCUUUGUAAUCAUCUGGUUGGAGUUUUAUUACUGAGUAGGCGUGAGAAGGUUUUUUAAGUUAGGAAUUUGUCUAAGGUCCAAGUUAAAAGGUUUAACAAA